AUGCCUUCAUCAAAUCAACGAUCAACAAGUACAAUUAAUCGACCAUUCACUAUCGUUCCUACUAAUAAUUCAGAAUUGAUGCGACAUACUUGUGCAUUUCAAUUCCCGAUUGCACAUCAAAGACACACAAUACAUUCAGUUCAAAAUGGUGCAAACAACAAUGAUGAUAUUCUUGAACAAUUAUUAAAUAAUCUCUUAGGACUUGAAUUACGAGAUGAAGCUAGUGAUUAUCUUUCUUGGACAUCGUGA
Messenger RNA from Rotaria socialis, 249 nucleotides. Lineage: Eukaryota; Metazoa; Rotifera; Eurotatoria; Philodinida; Philodinidae. The record is from the annotation of a GenBank genome assembly.